UCGCUCUCUCUUCACACACACCACCCCCGUUUAUGGUACCGCGAUAACAAGUUGCCGGGAGUGAAAAGCGUUGGGUUUGUUUCAUGGCGGUAAUGAGGAGGACGUUGAGAUUGAAAAGCCGCUCCUAACUGCGGCAGGGUCAUAAUAAAGGUAGUUUCAGCACCUAAAUUCGCAGUUCGCAGAAAUCUCGCUCUAAGCGGUUUUACAGAGUCAGCACAUUGCCCCCAACAAUUUGGAUCUUCAUUUUGGAAGGAUGGGAGGCCGAGUCAAGCUUGAGCCUGAGAAUUGAAAUUAUUAAUAUGAUCAAAUAUGGCAUCUUAUUUGGCACAAGAAAUUCAGCUUGCUAAGCAGCAUGAAAAAAUACUCUCUCAGAGAUUGGUGUUGCUUCAGCAGAUGGAGAGUCAUCUAAGAGACAAAGACGCUGAGCAGGCAUGGCACACGCAAGAAGCUGAUGCAGCUCAUAAAAGAAAUGUAUCACUUUUAAAUUUACUAAAAAGGAAAAUGAACUGGGGAUGUCAUUUCUGGAAGCAUCCGUCUUUUCAAAAGAUUCUCUGUAUGUUGCAGGAUAUUGAGGCAGCAGCGAAAAAUCUACAAUCCAGAAAGCAUUUGCUUCUCCACCCUGAAAUUGUUAACCUUGAAACUCUUUACUGGGCCAACGUAGAAGAAUCCAUCCCUAAGUGGGAGCCAUUUUUUUUAGGAAGAACACAAGCCCCAAUUGGUUUUAAAAAAAAAUCACAUCAACAGUUCAGCACAUAAGAUCAGUACCAAGAUAAAUGGGAAACAAAAACAGAACCAUGUCCAUGGGGGAAUUUAUUCAAGCUUCAGAUUGGUGGAUUGUUAAAUAAUUCUUUUAAAUAUUUGUUGGGUGAGAUACUCAAUUCUAAAUCUGCAUUGAAGAGUUCCUCCCUAAAGGCCUGUUAGCUACAUGGAAGUGAUUUUGAGCUCAAAUAUGAACAACACAGUGCAGGAUGUACACUCCGCUGUUCAGUUACUCAGUUAAGAUGAGAAAUAAUGUAAUCUGUUACUUGUCCUUCACUUUUGCUAUGGAGAUAGGCCUUUUUCCCAAUAAAAGUAUAGAAAGUGCUAACUUG
Ahaetulla prasina is the source of this 1091-nucleotide messenger RNA. RefSeq names its product centrosomal protein 15 (gene CEP15). Lineage: Eukaryota; Metazoa; Chordata; Lepidosauria; Squamata; Colubridae. Bases 310 to 756 code for a protein of 148 amino acids. The record is from RefSeq and is a predicted model, not a curated record. The transcript is spliced from 6 exons.